AUGCCGACUGUAGGCGUUGGAAGAGACCUUCUCUUCCAAGCUUUGGGAAAGUCUUACAGUAAAUUUCUGUAAAACCGAAAAAGCAAUGCAGUACCUGUUUGAUUGUUCUAUCUUUGAGGUUCUUUUUCCCUUUUCUCUUCCCCCCAGAGAAUUUAUCCGCUUUUGAUCUUCAUUGCAGCUCAAGAAGAGUUUGAUGAACUAUGUUUUGAGUAUGGUAUUGAGCUUGACGACGUGGUGAGCUAGUUGAACUUUUCCAUCAUGUAUUGUAUUCCAUUUUAUAUUUCAACCUGUGUCUAUUCUUUGUUCUACAAUGAUUUUUUUCUCAACGUGCAUGGACAGACUACAGAGAAAGCAAUAAUUAGGAAAGAGAAACACCUGGAAGAGGAUGCAGAACCUGAUGGUGAUGACGAAGAGGUCAUCUACAAAAUUGAAGUGCCAGCGAACCGGUCUGUAAAUGUUUCUGCCACAGUAGCAUUCUAUUACCCUCUUAGCUUCAGCACCGUUACCAUUAUUGAGUGUUAUUCCAUCUCUCUCGGGUUAUGAUUUGGUCCAGGGUGCCAGUUUUUCCAAUUAUUUGUGCAUUUAACUGUCAACGUGGUUCCCGAUGACCUAAUAUUUCGCUUCAUGGUCUGAACUCCAAACAAUCACUGAUAAACUAUCUUCUCUCACCACGAUUAUUAUCAAAUAAACAACGGGAUGAUAUAUCAAAGAUGAAGAAGGAAAAACAAAAUGAAAAGGCCAAAUAAGUUACGCCAUGUGGCUACAUACUUUCGUUAUUUUUAAUUACAACUGGGCAGUUGAGAGAAUAGCAGUAUGGCUGCCCCUUUGAAUGUGAUUUUAGUCCUUGUUUACCGAUGAAUAAGUUUCAAACAAAAAGUAAAACGGCAGGGUGCUUUAGACAUUAGUCUGCAUAUGACUUGCUAAUGCAUCAAUUGUCUUGUAUGAUGGUUGGGAGAAAUAAAAUCAGAAUGAUGUAGUGCAAAUUAUUUGAAUAAAUAGUCUACUUCCUCCGCUCCUGUGUCUGACAUGAGGGAAUGGGAAAAAUGCGGUGGGUGGCAUCGUGAUGAAAAGUUGAAUAAAUGUCUUGUUUGCUUGGCUCCCUGGCUUUUGAGAUUCCCUUCUUUCUAUUGAGGGAGUCUGUUUCAAAGUAGCCAUUUCUUCUCGUUAAAUUUUUUUAGCUUCACAGUUUUUCCUUUUAUAUUAUUUUAGUGACACGGAUAUUCGUAUUCAGGUCUGAUUUGCUUUGCCUUGAAGGAAUUGCACGAUCUCUCCGCAUUUUUACAGGAGCAGAAGAGACGCCUAAAUAUAAGCUUUCUGAUAUCUCAUCUAAAUCUAUAGUUACUAUGCACGUUAAACCAGAGGUAGUUAUGGUGUCAUUGAUCCCUAUUUGUUCUUAUAUUUCACUGUUACGGGCUUCGCUGUUUAAAAGGAGAUAUCUUCAUAUUACAGACUGAAUUGAUUCGACCAUAUGUUGUCUGUGCGGUGUUGAGAGGAGUGAAGUUUGAUCUAGCAAGAUAUAACAGCUUCAUCGAUCUUCAGGACAAGCUUCAUGAGAAUAUCUGCCGGUUGAGUAUUUAUUUUAUUUUAUUUUUUUAAUCCUUGAGAUAUAUUUCAUCACUAAUUAUGUUUACAUCAUGCAUAGGUACUUUUUUCGGGUAAGAUCUUAAUUUCUCAUUUUUUAAACUCAUUUUUUAGGAAGAGAACGCUCGUUGCCAUUGGGACUCAUGAUCUGGACACAAUAGAGGGACCAUUCACAUACGAGGUUGUUCCUUGUCUCUCGUAACAGACUCGGUUUUGCCAUUAUCAUUUUAUUUUCACCCAAGUUGUUUUAACGAGCCAUCAUGAGAAGAAUGUAAGUAGAUCGCCUUAAACAAGCAAAAUGACAGAAGGAGUUACCUUUUAAGAGCUAAAUAUAAAACCUUAAAAUCAUUAUUUAUUCAUGCAAUCCUCGAUUCCAAAUUAUACUUACCUUAGCCAAUUAGCUUCUCAGGUUGUUUGAAAGCAGUAUCUUUCUAACCAUGGUUGAUUAAGUUUAGCCGAAGUAGAAUCUAGAUUUCGUUCAUGUUCUGGGCUGUGUUAAGCUUUCAUAUUGUCUCAGUAAAGUCUAAUUUUAUGUUUGGGCUUCGGAAUUUUAUGCCUAAUCCUCCAUUACCAAAUGUUUUUUUACAGUUAUGCCGAAAUAUACAGUUGCAUCCGGAGGUCAAACUAGUUGGACAAAAAAUUAAGAUCUCUGUAGAUCAUGAUUAAUGAACAUGUAUGAGCGGCACUCAGGGAGCGAGCACCUUCUGGAAAAUGACACGGGAAUUCUUAUAUUUGUGAUAAAUCUGAAGUGGUACAAAUAGGUUAAAUGCUCUGAUAAAAUAAUAAAAAGAAUGGGAUAAAAUUGAGAUGGUGAAGCUGGAUAUUUUGGUGUGAGCUAUAUCCACAAACCUGUGAAACAAAAUAUCCAUUUCAUAGCUUCCCCACGUUACUUGUUUAGAUUAGCAAUAAGCCUUUAUAUUACUUUGACUGGAUGCGCUGAGUUGGGUCACAGCAAACCUUACCAUAGUUUUAGACUAUCAACAACAGACGCACAAGGGACUCUAGAUAUGCACUCAUAAUUUUUCAUCUUGGGUGAUCGUGCGGUCAAAAUGGCCUGCUAAAGGUUUAUUGAGAGGAAUUGAAUUGAAUUCUAAAUCUACUCAACUCCUUACCAAUGUGUCCAUAUUGUGACUACUUUAGUGUGCCAUAACUUGUGUCUCAAAAAUCAUUGCCUCAAGAAUUUGCUCUGUAGCUCCCCAGUUCUUCAUUAUAAAUUCAUUUUAUACCCUCUUUUAAUUUAAUUAACUCGUAAAUGUUGUAUCAUGCGAUAAGCAUAUCAGAUGAUACAUCAGCAAAGUGUUAUAGCUACAGACGCUACAAAUGUUCUCAUUGAGAAAUCUAAGAUAACUUGCUGCAGCAACCUAGCAGGGAGAAAGUUUUGGUGUUAGAGACUUAUUCCUGUAUCAUGAUCAUGAGAUCCUUUAAGCACUCGUCUAUUUCCUUUUUAACUGUAAUUGAUGGGAUUGGCAUCCAAGGGAACUGGUUGACCUCCUUUCCAAGCCUUGUGGGUCACAUGCUGUCCACAUGGCAGUGACCCAUCAGGAAAUUUGGAAGAGGACUAGGUUAGUCUUCUGUAUACCCCAUAAGUAGAGAUGUUUUUUGUUUCAAUGCACUAUCUAGUGCUCUAUCUCCCUCUUCUUCCCUCCAUUUUGUCGUUUGUUUAAGGGCCGAGUGUUACAUCAAGUGUUGUGAUGAUAUCUUCAAAUAGUAGCAAGUCAAUUACGGCUUGCAAUACAUCAUUCAUGAGCUUUCGUGAUCUCGUUGCUGUUCCUAGAAGUGAAAAUGGAUCACUCCAAAUGAUUCAAACAAAGCUAAAUAAGGUCAAUCAUAUGGUAUGUUCUGUGGCUACUUGUCAUUCUAUCUCUGGUUGUGUUAGAUUAGACUAUAUCAACGGGAGGCUCCAACUCUUUAGCUAGAAGUCUUGAAAUUAUGAAGAUUGGCUUCUUGAGAACAGUGUUGUGAUUUUAUGGUUGAUAACUCAGUUAGCGUUUUGAUUUAACCCAUAAUUCUGUGGAAGAUUACAACAUAUAGGGUGUGAAUUAUUAUAGCGAAAAUGUUUCGGCAGAAGCAAGAUAUUUGUUGUAUAUAUUAACUCACGACUGAAAUACACUCUAUGUGACAAGGAAAUAUGUUCGUCAUGGGUACCUUGGUGCUCUGCAUAACAAGUAGGAGAAUCUUCCAUUGAGGAUUGGAAUCCAUUUAAGAAUUGGAGAAGUGUUACAAAAAAUGAUUGACAGAAGAGGAUUUUUGCAUUCUUCACACAGAUGAACCCAAAAUAUGAGCGUUUAGGAGUCGAAUUCUCAAUUCUGAUCCUCUACCAACUUUAUAGCUGGUGUAUUUCAAGAUCUGGAGUGAGUACCGAGGAAAGUCAUGAACGAACACCAAACUCGUAUAAGUAUUGGAGAAAAUGGUUGUUCAACAUUUAUGAAGAAAAUUAAAAAUGGAGAAAUAUGGGAAAUAAUCAAUGUAAGGAAAAGAAGAAGGAUGUCAGGUUAUGCAUUCACUAUGGCAAGAAGAAUCCUGACAAGAAGUUUGUGAGGUUCAGAAGGAGAGAAGUAGCUUUAGAGAACAUAACCACAGCUAGUCAUCUAACUAUUAUUUCUGCUUGUUCGUUUUUCUAAGAGUAGAACCUAAUUAGCAAUUUUAUGACAUCUCAUCAUUAGACAUUGCUGCAUUUCUAAGAAUUCUUUCACAAUUUAGUAGGACCACCUUAAAAAUGUACUGAAAAGGUUGCCUCAGUACUGCUAAUUCAAUUGCUAACUCUUGGCCUAUUGUCUUAGAACCAACUGACCGUAUGACAGGUUUCUUUACCUUGUCUUCUUAAUAUUUUCUUGGUUCUAUUGUCUUUGAAGCAACUGACCGUAUGACAGGUAUCUUUACCUUGUCUUCUUAAUAUUUUCUUGGCCCUAGACAGGAUAAGGUGAUCAAUUUAGAUGGUACAAUGGUCACUAUUGCUGACUAAAUGGCCAAAUACCUCCAAAUAUUUCAAUAAAGUAGGAAAUGGGCUUAGGAGCAGGGAAAUAGACUCCUUUUUCCGUUCCUUUUUCUUGAAAAUCCCUCAGCUCCUUUUAGUGUUUUUAAAAUAUGAUAUAUGAUUGUUUCCUGGACUAGUUCUGUGUGAAUUAUGGAGAAAUUUGUAUAAGUGAAGCUGGGAAUUGUAUAGGUUAAAUUGACCUACUUUUGGCCAGGCCCUAUAGCUUGCGAUACAACCAUACAAUUAUCUAAUCACUUUUCCAAGUUUUUAGACUAGAAUUUGCUAAACUUCUACUUUGUGCUGAAAUUAUAUGUAAUGGCUCAAUUGACAAUUUAUUUACUAUUUUGAACUUUAUGUUCUUUCUUCUGCUAUUGUUUGUAGUUUCGAUUAGUUUCCUGUCAACAAGAGGAGGAAUUUGUUAUUUUGCUGUUGUUUUUGCCCUUUGAUUAUCAAAACAUCGCAGUUGCCACCCUCUCUACAUUAUUUUAAAAUGCAGCUGAUUUUUGUGAGUAUUUCAGCAGUAAACCGGAUUUAUGAUGUGACAUUCUUAAUUAUUAUUUUGCAGGCACUACAACCAUCACAAAUCAAUUUUGUGCCCUUAAAAGAGGUAAAUAGUCAGCGUUUUCAUUCGUUCUCUAGAGUUUAGGAAGUUGGAUUUCGAGUUUCGAUGUUUUUUUGAAAAAGAGAUCUGUAUGAAUUCAGAAGAGGGAAAAAAACGAUACCCUUUGCCUCUGUUAGAGCGGUGAACUCAAUGAUAUUCAAACAAUCUUUUCCUUUUUUAUCUGAGCAAUGAUUCUAAAUCCAAGAAAAAAGAAUUUAUGUUGUGAACAUGCUCUAGAAUAAGACCAAGGUUGCAGAUACACUAAAUAGUCCUUUAUACAAAGUUCUUUCAUGAAGAAAUAUUAACCUUGUGUGAAUUUAAUAUGAAGUAUCAAUGUCCACACUAGGCAGUUUUCAGUCUUCACAAACUAUUUUUCUAUUCCCUUUUCAGUCAAAAAGCUUCAGAGCUGACGAACUGAUGCAACACUACAAAGUAAGUCCAGUAAAGUGGUUGUGUAUAUUUCUGCUUUUGAAUCCUUGGUUUAUAUAAAUAGUUCGUUUAUUAUCCUCCUUUGUCACUCUCUGGCGAAAUUUGUCUUUGCUCAUAAGAUAAUUUUUUGCAUUUUUAAUUUGUUCCUUGUAGUCAGAUAAGAAACUGAAGAAGUUCUUGAAUAUAAUUGAAGAUUCGCCAGUUUACCCUGUCAUUUAUGAUAUAAACAGGUAACAUGUCCGUUUCAUGUGAUUCUUUCCAGGACUAUUUUAAUGCAAGAUGUUUCAUUUUAUGGUUUUGGAGUUUCUUUUAAGAUAUAAUAUUUUCGCAACGGUCUCAUGCUUAUCUUCCUCUAUUUUGAAGGUACUGUUCUGCACAUCCAAUUUGUUAUCGUGUAAUUAUUAAUAUGCAUAAUAAAUUUAAAUAUGGAGGGCAUUAACCGUAAUAUGUUUUCUAAUAAAUGCGCAAAAUAGUAAUAUUCUUUCAUUCUUUUCCAUAUUUAGAGGAAUCAUCAACUGCUACUAGUAAGAUCAACGGAUUAAGAUUUUUGGUUUUAUGAAAUUUCUGGUUUGACGGGUCUCCUGUUUGCUUGUUAGAAUGAUUGAUGCCUUUAUUUAUUAGAAUUUCACUGCUUCUCUUUGCAAAUAAUUUCAACACAAUUUUAUGCUUUUUUUUAGUGAAGAAAAAUAAUUUCUCAAUUUGAUUUAUAUUUUGACACCCUUUUGCUGCUUUAAGUUGUUUGGAUUUUUACGAGUUGCCAUCUCUGGGAAAAUGUUUUAAUUGAUUUACUGACAACUCAAUUGAAAAUGGGAGUGGGGUGUUUCAGGCUGGUGUUCAUAUAUGUUAUGGUGACUGUGUUUUACCUGCAGAACUGUUCUUUCACUCCCUCCAAUCAUUAAUGGUGCACAUUCUGCAAUCACUCUCAAGACGAAGAAUGUCUUCAUUGAGUGCACUGCCACUGAUAUAACAAAGGCAAAGAUUGUUCUGAAUACAAUGGUAGGUUGUAUGGCUUAAUCACCACAUGAUACCAAAUAAUGUCAUUAUCUUUGCACAAACUUUGUAUAGUUGACUCCUUUUAUAUUCCAUAUAGGUGACUAUGUUUUCUGAGUACUGUGAAAGAAAAUUCGAAGUUGAACCGGUUAAAGUGGUGUAUGCCAAUGGUUCAUCGCAAAUUUAUCCCGAUCUCUCGGACUACACAUUGGAAGUACCACUGUCAUACAUUACCAGUCAAGUUGGCAUCAAGAUGGAGGCAAAUGAAGUAUGGUUUUCUCUUUAAAAUUUUAGAAAUUUUCUGACGAUAAGAUGCAUAAAUGACAAGACUUUCAUCGUGGCUUUUUCUGAUGGCCUGAUUUUAACUGAAUCUAUAUUUUAAACAAAUAUUUAUAAUUGCAAGAAGCUAAUCCUAAAUUUUGGUUACGUUAUAAUUACAGUUUGACAGAUGAUUGAAUCUGUACUCAACCAUUCCUGUCCUCGAGUUCUAACUUCUGAGUGAAAACAUUGGUUUUGAAUGAUGUGCUAUGGUAUAACUCAUUUAAAAGGAUGGGAAAUUCUGACUUGACUUAAUGACGUGUAACUUUAUUGGAGUCAUGCAAAUUUGCAUUAUUUGCUUUCAAAUGUACGGUAUCUUGGAUGCUUCUAGAUAUUUCGUGUCCAAAGAUAUAGAAGAAGUUGAAUCUACUUUUGACUCAUUGAGAUAGUGUAGAUGGACAUCUCUCAACUCUAUACAUUUAAAGUUGGUUCACGUUUGUUGUCGCUUGGAUGGUCCAUACGGUUGAGCUGAGUUGCAUUGGAUCAAUAAGACUGAUGCAACUUGGUUUCAAUUGAUCCAGCCAAUAUAAGUUGCUGUGCGUUUGUCCACUUAUACUUGAUUAGUUGUUGACUGCUAAUAUAUAUAUAUAUUGUGUUUCUUCAGGUUAUUUCUUUUCUGAAGAAAAUGCAAUUGAAUGUGAAACAGUCAAAUUCGGGUGAUGAAAAUAGUAUUACUGUUUCUGUCCCUCCAACUCGAAGUGACAUUCUUCAUGCUUGUGAUGUGAUGGAGGUAUUGAUCAUGUUGUGUUAAUUCCCUUUUUUUUUCUAUGCUGUCUUAUCCUUAUAUUAAAGAAUUUUUCUUUAUAAUUUUCAAGGAUCUCUCUAUUGCGUAUGGAUUUAACAAAAUCCCAGAAACAAUUCCUGCGACCAGAACAGAGGGGAAAAGGCAACCCUUGAACCUUUUUUCUGAUCUUAUUAGAUUGCAGGUACUUUCAUUGUUGUCCAAGUAUCACUCUGGUUCCGGUUUCUCAUUGUGUAGCUAAGAGAACAUCUCCUAUCAGAAAAUUAUUGGCUAAAUAGGUUGCCUUUUCGUUUUUAGUUUAUCUAACAUUCCUUGUGCAGGUUAACGACGGGAAUCCCAAAUUCUAUUUAUUUUACCUACAUUUUACUGGAGGAGGUUCACCCAUUGUCAAGAUCUAAUUUUUGCAGGUUGCCAUGGCGGGUUACAAGGAGGUGUUAACGUGGGUAUUGUGCUCUUGUGAGGAAAAUUUUUCAAUGUUAAAUCGGAAGGAUGAUGGAAAGACCUCUGUUAUCAUUGAGAAUCCCCGUUCAUCUGAAUUCGAGGUCUGUUUAAUCUUUCUUUUUGCUACGAACAUUGAUAACAUAUACUUAAACUUAGAUCUGCAUGCCUCUUCCCAGCUUUGACAGUGAUGCACGUCAAGUUUGGGAAUUAGGUCUCUAAUAGAGUGCUGCAAAUAGUCGUGGAACCUCAUUAAGCCAAUUUCUCAGUAAAUGGUAUUUUUUGUGCAAAGGUUGUUCUGUUUGACAAAAAGUUAUACUAGUCGAAUUUGAACUUCGAAACAUACGCAUUUAAACCGCAUGGUUUAUGCUAAGAGUUAACUAUGGUUAUAGGGUUGCAAUAUCCAGUGAAGUAUAACCCUGCGUGAUUCUUAAAAAUGGCAGACCGAGGGUUGUUGAUAAUCAUUUCGGGUUACAUCUUGUGAGGACCCUUUUUGUUUUAAAGUUGGUUGAAUGACUAUUAUAGAAACAUCUAUGAAUUUUUUGACUGUGGAUAGAGCUGUGUAUUCAUGCAAUGAGAAAAAUAGUGGACAGGAUGUACAUGUAUGAGCUCUGUGUUCUCUAGAAAACCUAGCCCUGUGGAUAGCUUCUAUAUGUACUUGAUCAAGACGGUAUGGGCCAAUAUCAUUAGCCCCAACUACCCAAAAAUGACGGAAGUGUUACUUGCUCGUUUACAAAAACCUCUCUUACUCUUUUACCUUAAGUCUUCUUAAUGUAUGUCACUAGUAGUUUUACAAGUAUGCUUGGGGACUCUCGGGGCACUACUGAUCCUGGGUUUACCUGUUGAAGCCUGUGUUUAUCCAUUACCAUAGUGAUGAUCAGCAAUAAAUUAGUCAAUCUUUGUUGAACUUCCAUAGGUCAGAUUAGACCUCUUAUGGAUGUUCCUCUCGCUGUGGAUGACUAGCGCGAAAAUACAUUUCAAAACAGAAGGAAGAACAGAAGACUAAAAACUGUGAUUGGCCCCGGCAGAAGAAAAGGGGAGGAGAGUGUAUGCACAAGGACAAUGAAAGAGAAAAGCAGGGAGAGGAAAAGAGAGCUUACUAUUUCCACUCAGUUACCUAGGAGUAAAACAUAGAGGGCAACGUUUUAAAAUGAUCAUUGUUAGAUAAAAUCGUUCUUUUAGUUUUUUGCUUCAUAUCAUUUGCGCAUGUUUUUUAACGUCUUUCAAAAUUAAUGUAUUGUAUAUUUUUAAUCUUAUUGAUUUGUGCCGCUUGACGUACUGAUUUGGCUAGUUAUCUUGAACUGGCCACUCAAACAUAAGUUAAGAACUAUGCAUUUGGAUUUUGAAUUUCCAUGCUUGUCUAUUUUGGUUGUGCAAAUUGUUCAAAGGGACGUCCCCCAAUCAAAGAAUAUACUCAGGGGGGCAUUAAUCAACAUUCUGUUAACAUUUUAUCUGUUUGUGGACCGGUCUGUUUCAGUAUAGGGUGCGGUAUUUGUCAGUCAAUCAAAUUUUUUUCUUUUUUUUUGCCAUUUAUCUGUUUUAAUUGUUAUCUUUUCGAGAAAGUUUUUUGUUUUGCUUGCUCAUCUAUGAGAUUUUUGUAGUGUUAUGUUUUAAUGCUGAGUUAUAAUUGUAUCUACUGCUUUGUUUUUUUCUUAUUUCUAACUAAAUAGAAUAUUAUGCUUUGGUAUUUGUUAUCACGUUGCAUUCUAGACUAAUAAGCGGUCCUACAAGCUUCAGUUUGUAGGAUAGAAGACAAUGAGUAUGUUUUUUGUUGCAUGUUUUUGAAUUCUUCUCAAACUGUUGCAUUGGUGAUCGAUAUUACAGACAAUUUCCAAAAUACUGCAUUUUUUUGUGCUCUUGUGUUUGGUUGUUUUUCUAUCUCACAAACUGCUGCAUUUUGAGGACGUGGCCUAUACCAGUGUGUUCCUAGGAACAGAGUAAUAGUUUAUACCAGGGAGAGCCUGGUGUGCUAGAAUCUGAAGAUUUAGUAAUAUUUAACUAAUUUUAAUGCAAGGAAUUUUCAGGCUGUUCGGACGACUCUCAUGCCAGGCUUACUCAAAAGUGUGAAACACAACAUGGACCAUCCAAGGCCAAUUAAGGUAUAUGCCUUGAUAUCUUUAUCCCUUCAUUCGAUGAGGCGCAAAUUAUGCAUCUGUGAUUCCCUUGAUUUCAUGUCUGAACAGCAUGUCAUCUAUUUUUAUAUGUUAAUCCAAAAGCUCAACUGGUUCAUAAUGUUUGAGAUAUUAAUCCAAAGUUUUUUUCUCGUCAUAUAGUACACAGCGAAUCAGAAUGCUGCGAUUUGGGAUAUGCCGUUUCGAUACACAAUAGUUUCAUGUCAGCUUGGUUCUUCAUUGUCAUGGCUACAGAUUUGGCUGCCAUUCAUAACUAUAUGCCAAAACUAGUACUUUCAUUGUCUCAAUUCUAGAUAAUUUGAGUUAAUUUUUGGUUUCCUAUUUUUUAGGAUCCUAAAAUUUAUCAGAAAUCCCUUACAUAUCUGGCAUUUCUGGCAUUUGAUCUCAUUAAUACUGUCAGAAAAUAGAAAAGCAGGCUAUCUGGGGAUUGGUUUAGAAAAGAACUCUUUCUUGAGGCAUCAUACUUUUGUACGGAUGUUGUGAAACUGUAAAUUUGUAAUGUUUCUCCUGGUGGUAAGUCUGCAAAUAUAGACAUAUUUAAUGUUAUUUUUUCCCACUGAGUAGACGCGUAAGUUUUGAAUUUGGUAUCUAUUGUAUAGUUUUCUCCGCUGCCUUUCCACAUCAUUAAUCAUCUUGUCAGUGUUAUCUAGUGAAAGUUCUUAUAAACAGGAGGAAUUCACUUCAAUAUAUAUAUAUAUAUAUAUAUAUAUAUAUAGAUAUCGCCUGCUGUUUGUUUUAAUCCCUUGUUUUUGGGUAAUUUUUGACAGAUAUUUGAAGUGGGGGAUGUAGUAUUUCUUGAUGAGGAGCAAGAUGUUGGUGCAUCGAAUAAUCGGAGGCUGGCUGCAUUGUACUGUAGUAACAACUCUGGAUACGAGGUAGAGUUAUCGGCAGUGACUUGCAACAACGCAACGAUGAUAUAUUUAUUUCUAAAUUUGGUUAUGUUUUCAUCAUGCGGCUAAUUAGAUUUGCAUUCCGGAGCGACUAGUUGUUAAAACCAUAGGAUAGUGUGUGAUGACACGAUGAUAGAAUAUUUUAUAUUAUUUGAUAAAUAUUAUUCGAAAAAUAUAAUUCUUUGAAGCUGCUUGCACCGAUGACUAAUUCUGUCUCUCUCCAUAGGAUAUCCAUGGCCUGGUUGAGAGAAUCAUGAAGAUAAUCGGCAUACCAGUUGACCUCACGGGGGAGAAGAAGAAGGACGACCACUAUUACCUACAGCCGUCGCAUGUAAGGCAUCUCUCUCUCUCUCUCUCUCUCUCUCUCCGUUCAUCUCCAGUUGUUUUAAUUUCUCGUCAUGGUGUGUUCUGAUAUAACAAGACCCUGCUGGCUGCUUCUUCCCCCUUGUUUUGAAGAAACCGGAGUUCCUAGAGGGGCGGCAGUGCGAUAUCAUAGUCAACGGGCGAGCGGUCGGCACAUUCGGCAUCGUUCAUCCUGAGGUAGUUUGACUUCCCAUAAGAAGAAAAAACAUAAAAAGAAGGGGGUCUUCAUAUUUUUCAUAUUCCUUUGUAUAGUAGAAAAACGCUGGAUAUCCUUGGAGAUUUACUUGUCAGCAACGUGGUAUUAUUGUGCUCAGGUGCUGGAGAAAUUUGGGGUCUACCCAAACCCCUGCUCCUUCGUUGAGAUGGACAUCCAGUGCUUGAUAUGA
Molecule: messenger RNA, 11844 nt
Organism: Spirodela intermedia
Lineage: Eukaryota; Viridiplantae; Streptophyta; Magnoliopsida; Alismatales; Araceae
Source: the annotation of a GenBank genome assembly